GAUCUACUAGAUCGACAGAACCUGAACCUCCCUCACCGAUCAUGUCCGCCACGAAAAAUAUGCUCGCCGCCGUUCUCGUCGGAAUGGUCGGCCAGCAGGUGACCGAGGUCCGGGCUACGCAGGUACUACAAGUAGACUGAGGAGGUGCGUCAAGCUCAAGGGAAAGGGUCGUUCUUCUUCUUACUCAUUCACAUUCACUUUACUCAAAAUGAAGAGUAAGAAGAACAGCCCCCCCUGUAGUCGUGUCAAGAAUAGCGACACCGUUCGAUGUAAAUGGCGACUUCCAUUCUUUACUUCCAGAGUGCAUUUUGUCGGUUCAUCGUUCCUUCGACUCGCGGUGCUACGCUGUCUGAGAAGAUUCCCCAUGAUAAGGAAUCCGAUUAGUGCUGGGCUCGCUUGUUUGUAAUUUUUCGAAAAGUUUCUUUUCCCUGUCGUCGUGUGUCUCAGAAUUGCAAAUGCGCAAGAUCAUGAAUCUAACGCAAACAAUCACGACAGGUGUUGAUCUUGAAUGAGCACAAGAAGAAGAAGACUGCGACCAACACGGCGAAGAAGGUGAAGGUUGCGGCGCAGGUUAAAACUGCGAAGGCGACGAAGCAACAAGUCACGGCCAAGGCUUCGAAGGAGGUCGAGGGCAUUAUUCCAGUUGGUGCCGGCGCGGGCUUGGAGGCAGUUGCACAAGCCGCCGGCAAUGCUGCAAACGCUGGUGCUGACGUGAUUAUUGCCGCCCUCAAAUCAGACUACCAGUCGCAUUGCUGUGGCUGCUGUCCUGCCGGCAAAAUCACAAGCCCGGAUGGUGCAGAAAUGUCCUGCGCCGAUGCCAAGUCUGCCUAUGUCACUUCGCGCGCUGGCUUGGAGGCUGCGGGGGCCGACCUGAGCAAGUACCCCGCCGAACUGACGUGCUAGGAGUGGAAAAAAAGCACGGCUUGCGUCAGCGUUCUAGAAAAAAUCGAGAUCAUGCUGCGACACAAAGCCGGAGUGCUGUAUCUUGAUCUUUUCCAAAGCAUAAGACAUUUCUUAGCCUACAGUCAAUUUUCCCGAUUGUUCAACAAAAAAACAAAAGACGCAUCUCCAGCAGCACCUCCAUUUUUGAAGGUACAGUUGUACAUGUAGUACCAAACAACAAAAUAAAAUUUGAAGUUUCACCAACAACAAGUAUGCACUAGUAAUUCUCGUUUUUUCAUCUCAGCAGCAAGCGCCAGCACAGUGCAGCUACAAAGUUGCAGCACGGUGCUAUGAUCGAAACAAGCGACCCCAUGAUCACUAUGAAGAUUAUAUCCUGCGCCGGCGCUGUCGCUACCCACAUUACAAGUACGCUCUCGCGCUCAUACUCGCUUCAAAUUCGGAAAAGCAUAUCCUGCUUCUGGUGCACCCCGAGAGCAGACUUUUAGACCCUCUCGCAAGGUUUCUUCUGUAUAUUGUUGUGAAGAGAGUAUGUCUUGCUAUUUUGAUAAUGGUGGACGUCGCGUUUUGAUUUUAGAAGUUUUUUCUGCAGCAUACCCUGCCGCAGCUAAAAGCUGAGCGACGCAUGAAUAUUUAUUUCAUCUCGCAUCAUCAUCGAGGAGUUGCAGUUGGAGUUCAUGUGCAUAUAAUUGUUUCCGCAUCAACAGGCAAAGAAACGAAAACGUUCGCUCCUUCGAACAAGAAGCUCCAGUUCGUCCAGUCAGCAACUUGUUCGCGU
Molecule: messenger RNA, 1678 nt
Organism: Amoebophrya sp. A120
Lineage: Eukaryota; Dinophyceae; Syndiniales; Amoebophryaceae
Source: the annotation of a GenBank genome assembly